Molecule: messenger RNA, 681 nt
Organism: Mercurialis annua (annual mercury)
Lineage: Eukaryota; Viridiplantae; Streptophyta; Magnoliopsida; Malpighiales; Euphorbiaceae
Product: histone H2B-like
Exons: 1
Coding region: 79-525 (148 amino acids)
Biological process (GO): nucleosome assembly
Cellular component (GO): nucleosome
Molecular function (GO): protein heterodimerization activity; structural constituent of chromatin; DNA binding
Source: RefSeq, a predicted model, not a curated record
AUUUUCAAUGCACAACUCACAUUCAAUCUUCAAUCAACAAUUCUCAGUCUUCAAUCUUAAAUCAAAAUCCCUUUCGAAAUGGCACCAAAGGCAGAGAAGAAGCCAGCGGAGAAGAAACCAGUAGAGGAGAAGAAGACGGUGGCGGAGAAAUCACCGGCGGAGAAGAAGCCAAAGGCCGGAAAGAAACUGCCAAAGGAAGGCGGUGCAGCGGCGGCCGGAGACAAGAAGAAGAAGAGAUCAAAGAAGAGCGUAGAGACAUACAAGAUCUAUAUCUUCAAGGUUCUCAAGCAGGUUCAUCCUGAUAUUGGAAUCUCCAGCAAGGCCAUGGGGAUCAUGAACUCAUUUAUCAACGAUAUUUUCGAGAAGCUUGCUCAGGAAUCUUCCAAGCUUGCAAGGUACAACAAGAAGCCUACGAUCACAUCUCGGGAGAUCCAGACUGCCGUUAGAUUGGUUCUUCCCGGUGAAUUGGCCAAGCAUGCUGUUUCCGAGGGUACCAAGGCUGUGACUAAGUUUACCAGCUCUUGAAUGAAUGGUUGAUAAUUUAGGUAUCUGAUGGUUUCAAAAUUAGGGUUUGUUGGCUCAGUAGUCAGAUGGGUUGAUGUUAUAUUUGCAGUAAAAUACUAAUCAUAAAUGUAAUGAUUCUAGUGUUGAUGAUAUUAAAUGAAAUUGCCUGUGUUUGCA